This is a messenger RNA of Zootoca vivipara (common lizard), 9979 nucleotides long. It is a transcript of the gene ARK2N, whose product is annotated as arkadia (RNF111) N-terminal like PKA signaling regulator 2N. NCBI's taxonomy places the organism in Eukaryota, Metazoa, Chordata, Lepidosauria, Squamata, Lacertidae. The record is from RefSeq and is a predicted model, not a curated record.
GCCUAUGUUUUAUGGGUGGAGAGACCAUCAUUGUUGUUACUGAAGGGCUGCUUUACUAUACUGUUACUGUUCAAGUUCAAAUAGUGAAAGUUAGUGUUAUAGGAAGCUCUGAAAUAACUCCUGAGAAAAUGAUUUGGUAUUUUCUGCCUCCUAUUGGUCAGAGGGGGAAAGUACCCCAUAUAGAGUGGCACCUGCAGUGAGAGCCUAAGUUGACAAUUUCCUCAGUGUUUGAAAGUGGUCAGAAUUAUGGAUAGUAAGUGGCCUGAAACCUGAAUCAAGGAACUUUGGCUGAAUCUACUCCAGUCUCUACUUCACAGAUGCUACUGUGUUGUCUCAAACAGCUAAGUAAUCUGUACUUGCUUCUACAAACAUCUUUUAGUUUUAUGAGACUAUGGAAUUAUAGAAUGCAGUGGUGAUACUUGUUUACAUUUAGCAGGACUUCAGCGAAGACUUGACAGUUCAGUUUCAAUGAGGAUUUUAAAAUCAUCUGCCAGUUUUCAAUCCACCCCCUUUCUUUGCUAGUUUUACCUAGCUUUUUCAAUAAUGUGUUUCCAGGAAUAGCAGAGCCUGUGCUAUAGGAAGAAUUAUUAAAGUCUCUGUAUUAAUGUAGCCAGUGUGAUGAAUGGGGAAAGGGUAUGGUUUUUUCAUGUGUUGUUUGAGAACAGAGUUUAAUGCAAGUCAGCUCAAUGUAGUCACCUCCAUUACUUGCUGAACUUCAAAAUGUCAGUUCUUUGAGGAUGUUUAAGGCCAUGAGCUUGAACUAGAUCUUCUGUUUACAUGAAGGACUUCUCUCACUUUUGAUGGCAGUUGAUGAGUGCUUAAGGCUGCGCCACAGGAUAAAAGCUGUAACUUUAAAAGCCUCCAAUAGAAAUUGUAGAAACAGUAUGAUUAAAGGCACCGUUAAAAAAAUCCGUAGCCUGAAGAAACAUUAUGCAUCAUCUGUUGAAUUGCUUAUACAAUUGUGCUUUGGACAAAAUGCACCAACUGGCUUUGAUCUUUUAGCACUCUACAAAUUAAACUUGAUGUAUUCUGAAUUCAGGGAUGUCCAGUUUUGAAAAUAAACCUUAACUAGGUACUAGACCACUGUUAGUGAAAUUGUUGCAUCAGCUCAGUGAUAAGGGUAAACAGUGCUGAGACCCUCUGAACUUUUAAAAAUAGACUUAGAAGGUGUAAUUUUGACUUCAUUCACCUCAUUUACUAUAACCCUUACACUAAUGAUGAGCAUGUUUGGAAUUAUGUGACAGAUUUUUUUUCUUGUAUCAUAUUCUCAAAUGUCAGUUUUUUUAAAAAAAGGAUAGGAUAGAUUUUAACAAGAUCAUGAGAACAGAAGCCAGAGAUAAGCCUUCAGAUAGAGCCUGUGGCCCUCUAGGUUUUGCUGGCUUACACUGAUAACUCCCAGCAUUCCUGAUCAUUGGCCAUGCUAUCUGGGACUAACGGAAGUCGUAGUCCAACAACAAUGGAGAGCCACAGGUUCUGCAUCCAUGACAUAGGUUAUAUUUGGCUUGAUUCUGUAAUCCCAUUGCUCUGGGUGGAAUUCAACAAUGUGCUAUGUUGAAUGCUCUGUCUGAGCAAGCAUACCAGCUUACCAGAUGAAGUAAUCCCCCUUUCUCUCCGACCACUGUUCCAGGAGGUUUCCAAAUCCAACUUUGGGGUGGGCAUGGGGAAGAAAGGAGGGGAAACCCAAUUGCGUAAGUAGAAGCCCUUACACAGGGCUUCUCACGGGACUCAUUAGAUGAAUCCCACCCUCUAUUAGGUUGCUUUCUGUGGUUUGCUGAUCCGAUGAUCCUCCUUUCCUGGCCCAUAUAUCUUCUCCACUAGGGAUUUAGAAGCCAUCAAGAUCAUAACUGGAAACCAAAGAGAAAUGACAGCUCCUUUUUUUGUUUCGACAAAGGCUUAAAGAUUAGAAUAUAAUAAGAAUGAGCACAUUGAUUUACCAUUCAGUUAUCAGUAGGUGCAGUAAUUUUGUAAAAUGUAAUGAAAUACAGCAGUUGAAUGACUACCAGUUUGACAGUUGGUUUACGAAAUUAGUUUAUUUUCCUGAAUCAUCAAGAAAAACUUGUACCAUUUUAAAGGGUGUGUGUGAAAAAACUGUGGAACUGUUUAUUCUUAACACACACAAAGACCCUGUACUGACAACCUACAACCCCAAGACACAUGCAGUUAUUUGUGGUAUCUUUAUACUGACAGGCAAAUGUUUACUUAUUUUAUAUUACAUAUAUUUACAUAAAUGUUUACCUGUCAGUUAGUAGCAUUUCAGCUGUCAGAAUUUCCUGAGAAUAAUCCAGCACAAAAAUAAAUAAUUGCCCACUGCCAUUCAUUGAGACUUAACAGCAUGCAGAUAAAAUCUUAAUAGUUUACUGCAGAAGGAUUAGUAUCAUCAGGUAUUGCCCUGAGGUGAAAGCUUAUGCCAUGCAACCCUGCUGCCACUUCAACUUAAGUCAAAUACAAUAUCGGUAGGAUAUGAUAUCUACUACGGUAGCUGUAAUCUUGUAAAUGAUCUCUCCAAAUCGAUGAAUGCUACUUGUUGGAAAUAUUGAGCAGAACUCCUAAAAUGUCGAUUGUGGUAUUGACUCCAGGAAUGUAGACAGACGCUCCAAUACCAUUUUAGCAAUAUUUGGUGUCCUUAAAAGAGAACUGUUUCUUACCCCAGAGAUCUUAAUAGUUUAAUUGUCUAGACACUGAAGUUGGGAGGGAGAUGUCUUAUGUUGCAAUGUUAAUAUUUCAGAAUUGUUCAUGAGUUGGUUAUUUGUAAUACAGGAAAUGCUUCAUUUCAUAGCUUCUGUAACAAAGGGCAAAUAAAUGCACCCCCCUAUCACUGCAUUUUCCCUCUUGAAGCUUCACUGCUUUUCCAGCCACAAAGUGGAAUGUCUUAAUUGCAUUGGUGUGGUGUACUUAACUAGGGCCAGGGAGAUAUGAUUGAUUUUGAUAUAUUUGUGUGGCACAGAACACCCCAAGUUGACACAGAAAAAAUAAGGAGUUAUCAAUGGCCACUUGUGUGCUAUGUGGUGAUUCAAGGCUUAAAUUCCACCCUAAAUGACAUUUAUCAAACACAGAUGUGUCAGCAGCUCCAAGAAUAGGAAUCCUUUCUUGCUUACCUUCAUCUUUAUUUGUGUACUCCCCUAAGCCCAAGGUAGAUUGUCAUAUUGUGAGCCCUGUUGGAUCAGUCUGAUGGUUCAGCUAGUCCAGCAUUUUGUUUCUAACAAUACCCUGGGAAGUGUGCAGGCAAGAUGUGAAGGCAUUGACCCUCUCCUCCUGUAUUGAUCCCAGUAUCUCUUACUCAGAGCUAUACACUCACUGACAUUCCAUUUAGCUGUUACGGCUGAUAUCUGUUGAUAGACUCUUUCCUCCUUGAUGCUAAGCAGUUGAAUGGAGAGAAAAAAACAGGAAGUACUAUUUCACACUACAGGCUCAUAAGCAACUUGCAAUUUCACUGCCAUGAUAUGUGGUAAUGACCAAAAGCUUAGAUGGCUUCACAUUAGAAAUUAGAAAAUUCAUCAAGAAGCGAAGGGGCUCCUGAGUACUUUUAAGAGGUCCCCCCCCCAAUCCACUCUCUCCAUGUUGUUUAUCAUUUUAAAAAAAAACCCAACAAAUGUCCCCCUACAUUGUUGUUUUUCUAGAUUAAAAAACCCCCAGGAAAUAUUGUUAAGCCUUAUUAUUUGAGCUUUUUAUAUUGUUCAAACACUUUAGAUUUUGAUGAGCAACACCCCAUGCUAUGCCAGUGGAUGUGAUGGAACUUCCUUUUCUCCUGUUCUCUCCAUGUUUGGGAGCAUCCCCCAACCCCCCAGAGCAGAUUUGAGGGGUUGCAAGAGUGAGGAGAGGAAGAUGAGUUUGGUGGUGAAAAUCAGCCAGAAUGACAACUUUGGGCACUCAAGUCUUCUGUCCGCAGAACAGGUACAGCAGUGACAGCAGUAGCUGAAGGGUUGCUUUCCUCCUGAAGCCCUUGGCUAAUUUGUGCUGUCCGCUAGACUCUGUGAUCCAUGCUUUGAGACCAGGAGAGACUUAAAAUUUUGAAAUGAAGAUGGAGGCAGCAGACAAAGUAGAAGAACUCAUUGACCCAGAGGUUCCAUCAAAACUCCCAGAAAAACAAGAAGCAGCUCUGUGCGAAGAGGGACCUGUAGAACUAGAAAUGAAUGCCCAGAAAGAGAGCGGAGCUGCUGUGGAGGAUUCAACAGUGCUUGCCUCGAUGCCAUGCUUGCUGAUGGAACUGAGACGAGACUCGACAGAAUCUCAGCUAGCAUCAACAGAGAGUGACAAACCAACAGCUGGCCGUGUUUAUGAGAGUGACUCUUCCAACCAUUGCAUGCUGUCCCCUUCUUCCAGUGGGCACUUGGCUGAUUCAGACACUCUGUCUUCUGCAGAAGAGAACGAGCCCAGCCAAGCUGAAGCAACUAUAGAAGGAGAUGCUUCUGCAGUAUCAGGGUCUACUGUUGGGAGGAAAUCCAGGCGUUCAAGGUCGGAGAGUGAAACCUCAACAAUGGCUGCAAAGAAAAACCGGCAGUCUAGUGAUAAGCAGAAUGGUCGUGUCGCUAAGGUCAAAGGUCAUCGGAGCCAAAAGCACAAAGAGAGAAUUCGGUUAUUGAGGCAGAAACGGGAGGCGGCUUCCCGCAAGAAAUACAACCUGCUGCAGGACAGCAGUACCAGUGAUAGUGACCUGACCUGUGACUCAAGCACGAGUUCAUCAGAUGAUGAUGAAGAAGUUUCAGGGAGCAGCAAGACAAUCACUGCAGAGAUACCAGAUGGAGCUCCGGUUGUGGCUCACUAUGAUAUCUCGGACACAAAUUCCGACCCGGAAGUGGUGAAUGUAGACAAUCUAUUGGCAGCUGCGGUAGUCCAAGAGCACAACAGUUCUGUCACUAACCAGGACACUGGGCCUACUUGGAGGACGAGAGGGCUGCUAGAAGAGCUGAAUGCUGAGACAGAUCACUUGAAUGCUGGAUUCCUGGCAAGCGGGAAAGCCCCCAGCAGCAACACCCAGGUCAAUGAAGAAAUAAAUAUAGCAUCAUCAGAUAGCGAGGUGGAGAUCGUGGGAGUUCAGGAACACGCAAGAUGCGUCCAUCCUCGGGGAGGAGUGAUUCAGAGUGUGUCUUCCCGGAAACACGGCUCAGGCCUGCAGUGCACCCGGCAAUCUGAAGCAUGGACAGGUGUGGCCCCCCCGCAGAAUUGGUCUUCGCCCCCCGAAGUGGUGGAUCUCACGCUGGACGAGGACAGCAGGCGCAAAUACCUACUGUAAUGCAACUUCACUGUGUUUUCUAGUCACUUAGCCCUCUUCUCCCUUUUGUGGCACAGAAGUUUCUGGUUAUCGCCUCGGUGUUCAAAGCCUCUGCUCCUGGCAUUCUGGAAUUCAGAGUCCUCCGGGAGGGUUUCCUCCUCUUCUGAACUCCUCCCCCGCCCCACAACACCCUCCAAUUAAAAUUGCAUCAUCAAGAACUUACCUUGAGAUAUCGACCCCUCUGUAGUCAAAGGGAGCUUUCCCUGUUACGGAAAACUUAGUGGCACUGUACUUCAACAACAACUUCCAGGUUUUUUCAUUGUGUGUGAUUAAUUUAGAGCAUUCGUUGACAACAGCAGUGGCACCUUCCAACCCACGCCCUUUAGAGAGCCAUACAAUUGCUUUAAUUCACCACUGAAACGGAUGUUGCUGGUACAUGUGGGGCUUUAUUAUUAUUUUCCCCCUUGCAUUUUUUUAUUUUUAUUUUUUUAAAUAACACCACUGGCCCAAAUUGUUCAUAGCUCUGAAUGCCCGCAUCAUGAUCGUAGUAUAACUGUGGGAGCUUAGAAUGGGGCAUUCAUAACACAAGUUGAUUUGGUUGCAAAACCAGCAGGACUUGAUCACAAAAGGCCUAUAGCAUGCACUGAGCAGCUCUAUUUAAAACCCUAAAGAUUGUUCUCAACAUAAUUUGUAGCUUGCACACUGCUCAGUGCUCCGUCUCCUAAUAAUAAUGCAUUUUAUUUUUUCUCUCUAGACUACUGUACUGUUACUGGUCAUUUGGCCCAGAUUGUUACAGCCUUUUUUGUUUUUUUUUGUUAUUGUGUUGUUCACCUGAAGCAAACAAAAGCACAAGGAAGUGAAGCAACACAAAAAGUACCUAAUUCUGAUCUCAGGUGUGGUUUUCAUGUUAAGCUUUAAAGGUCUGGGUGCAGCCUAACCUGUAUCUCUACGUUUUUGGAGGUAUGUAAAAGCAGAACAUGAGCACUAGAGUGGAUCCUUCUGCCCUGGGCUGCAUUUGUACAAAUGAAUUUUUGUUUUUAACAAACCUUGAGCACACUAUCCUUCCUGUCCUUCUCUUAGCAAGAGAAGAAUUAGAGGAGGCUGCAGGGUUGCUAGGGACUUGCCUUCCAAGGGAAGCAUUUUCUCAGCUGUGCGAAUGUUUAGAGAGUAGGCCCAGUUCAAUCUCUUCUCAGGGUGACUGGCACCUAAACUCUGUUCAAAAAAGAGCAAGAAAUGAUUCGCGGAGAGGAAGCCUCCCAUUGCUUCUCUGAGUAUUACCAUCCUACAGAGGAAAGCAUGAGGCUCUGUAUGCAAAGCAUGUAUGAUCAAAAGUAGAACAUAUCCUGUUACAUAGCACCCCCCCUCCCCCGAGAAUUACCCGGCACGGCUUUGCCUUCAUUCAUUUGAUUGCUGCCGCAGAAAGAGCAGCGAAAUCUGGAGCAGUAAGGGAAGCGUUGCCAUAUAUAUGGAUCACUUCAAGUAGACGAAAAAGAAUAGGAGGGGAUUGGGGUCUCCUUUGGGGUGUGUGUGUGCAUCUUCAGAGACGAGGUCUUAAUCUGUAAAUGCACCUUUGCUUUUCGUACUAACAUGAGAAAUGGCCCUUGAUUUUACCUUCUUUUACCUUUGAGUACUGCUGGGCUUCACCAGCUCUUGGGUUUAUGCCCCUUGGCUUUAGAACGGUUCCCUGGCCCAGAUUCUGCAAAUGCCUUCUGCAAGUCCUGGCAUUUGCUGCAAGCUGAGAUUUCUCCUUCCUCACAUGCCUUCUGUUCUCUUGCAAGGGAUGAUAGGACUUAGGCAGCAAUGUAAUGGCAGCUGGACUCGUUGGGCACAUUAGAUGUUCAUGUUUGUCCAGUCACCUUUAGCUGCAGAGUCCAUUGCACACCCAGACAAAGUUGUUUUGCUUGAUUCCUGAUCACUGUAGGCUUCAAUCAUUAGUGCAUCUGGGGCAGUUUCUGAAUAAUAUGUGGGCAUUGCCCUUUGUUCCUAAAGACUCCUUGAAUGUCUUGACAGUUUGAAACGGCAUUCAUGCAGUUGUUUCAGUUCUGUCAUUGGUCGCUAUAAAAUGAUCUUUCCUUAUGCAACGGCAGUAGCUGUUGGUGGACCAAACCUUUGCAUAUGGUAAGGUUACCACUCUGUACCUGGGUAAUCAAGGAGUAAGAAUAUUCUCUCUAUGAAAGCGUAGGACACGCCAGAGCUGAGAAGGAACUUCAGUUCAUGCUGAGCUUUUUAAGAACAGAAGAGGAUUGUCCUGGCAUUCAGACAGGUGGUGUUGGAGGGGAAACAAGCUGGAUCGCCUUGCUUCUUGUUGUCUAUAAAAGCCCUAGAUAACCUAUGCAUUCCCCAAGUGAGGGUGGGACCAAGGAUCAAGCCCUUGGUCCCACUGAGCUUUGCUGAAAGCCAAGCCAAGAGACUGUUGAAUAGACAUUGGUUAAGUGGUUAAUGACACACUGCCAGCUUUCAGUUAAAAUCUCCUUCUUGUGCAAUCCCUGCUUGUGUUGUUACGUUGAAUUGAACAAUGUUUAUGCUCCCCACGAAGUUCUUUAUGCUCACUAGAUCACGCUGCCAGUACUAAAAAGACCAUUCUAAGUCCCCAUCUGAUUGUCAUUUGAAGGACAGCAUGGGGCUUGUUUGCCCUUCUUAGCUUGGUUCAGUGGGCAAGACUUUUGGGAGAGGGUUGCCUUAGAUAGUUCUGCAGGCGUGGCAGGUGCUUAAGAUUGCUCUUGAUGCCAGCUAUGAGCAGUUUUGCUGACGUUAUAAAGUGGGAAGGAUGUGGUCACUCUUAAAAGAACAACUUGAUAGCAGGUUUCUGCAGAGGGGAUGGGGUGUAUCUCCUGCCCUCCCCCCAAUCUCUGUCAAUGACCACAAGGUGGACCUGGACUCUGGGACUCGGAUUUUGUUGUUAGGUGGAGGCAGCCAGGACUUGAUUUGUUGAACAGAUAAUGCUUUGUUGCCCUGGCCAUUGAUUACGUCAUAGUUCCAAUAGAGACCACUGGGCUUUCCAGCUUUUGACCUGGAGACUGCGCCUGUUGCUUCCAACAUCUGCGAGGUGGUGACGCCUUAUUUCAGACUGAAGGUGAAGGAAUUGCAUGUUUCAGGGCUCUGCCAUUUUAGCAACAUCCCUGCAAAAUGGAAAACAAGGAUGUCUGAGAGAGCCACUUCCGCCUUGGCUAGGAGGUGGUGUUGCGGGCAGUCACGACCCUUCCACAUGCACAGGGGGUGGGUGCCCUUUGCAAUUGGGGGAAUCCCGGUCGUGUCACUAGCCAGGCCGGCCAAUCCAGUCAUCCUGGGGGUGGGGCCUGCUACAUUUAAACAGGCGCGUGGCUGGGGAUCUCUCAAUUGUUUUCCCGCUCCAGCUGCUCCAGUUUUCUCACCCACCCACCCACCCACCCUUUAAGUUUUUCCUGUUCCUGGACCUUGCUAUGGACUGCGGUUGGUCGCCAUUGAGGGGCCUGGUAGGAAUUUUUCCACUUGGCAAAUUGGCUCUGGCCAUUUGGUUUUUGCCUACCUCGUAGCAAUCCGUCACAACUUUGUUUUUUGGCUGUUAGGCAUUGGAAUAUUUCUGGUAGGCUGCCGGGGGGAGGGGGAAGGUAGCGCCAUCACCUCCCCCAAAUAUUGAAGGGCAUUCUGGUAAAGGAAUCCGGGGGGCGUGGCCCUGCCCGAAGCCUGAAAGAAGUCUAGUUGCCAGGGCUCAGGAAAAAAAAAAUUAGAAAAAUAUUUUCAUGGGCAGUUUCUUCCGCCUUCAGCCUGCAAUGUUAACAUGAUUAUGCUAACUUUGGGAACAGUGUCUCCUUCUGCCAGAUUGUGAAAUCCGAGUCCUGCUUCCUAUGACAGGCAAAGCAGCAUGGACUAAAGAUGUACAGCAGACCCAGGCAGUGGUUGCCAGAACAGCAGGGGGGCAUGGCCUUACUCACCUGCCAUCUCAACAUGGAGGUUGCUGCUGGUAACCAAGAGGGGAAGGGGCGAGAAACGUCAGCGCACUGCGGGAGCAGCAGCAGAGCCAAUCUGACGCUGUGUCCACACCAGCCGCCUCUCCCCUCCCUCUCGGCUAUUGGUAGAAUUCCCCCAUGUUGGAUAGCCAGGCGAGCAGUGCCACUCCACCAGCCACUACCAUGCACAGGACACAUUGGCCCUAAAUAAUGUCUUCACAUACCACCCAAGGCUGUUAAAGCUAUCAGUUGUGCCUGCAGAUCUUUUGCCGCAAAGGCCAUCCCUUUUUCUCCUCACUCGCCGAUUCCAUCGCUCCCAAACUACAUUGCUAAAUGAACACCAGGCUCAAAGUCACCUGCGCACGAGAAAGCUGCUUGGGAACUGCUUUCUCGUAGCCCUGUCCCAUGUGAUUGGGGUGUGUGUGUGUGUGUGUGUGUGUGUGAAUGGCACAGCCACGAGGCAUUGUCCACCUGCCUAGUUCUUCCCAGUUGGUUGUGGCUUGUUGGCAAUCAGGUGAGAAAUACCAGUCAGCCUGCAUGUCCAUUUCCAGUUUUCACGCAUGCAUGUGACGACUGCAGGAAUUGCAUCAUGGGGAAGUAACUCAGAUGGAGGUGCGUUUGAAGGGCACCGGAGCAAGCUAACCAGGCAGCCUCUGGCCGAGAGCAGCUGCUUCACUACUACUGCUAAUGAAGUUGCCUUUUGAAACGUGAAAAUUGGCUCUCUUUAGAAAAUCUAUGAGCCAUGGUGGUCUACUAACCUGGUAAUCCCAGUAUCCCCCCAUUUAUGCUGGCCAGUACCAGAAGCAUCUAGGAGUCCUUCCUUUUUUAAAAAAAAAAAAAAGAA